AGGCUGGGAGACACAAUGCGCCGUGUCCUUCGCUUGCUCCUCGGCUGUUGCCUGACCGAGCUGUGCGCCCGCGUGUGCCGGGCGCAGGAGCGAACAGGGCAGGGACAGCUCCACCAGCAGCAGCAGCAACAGCAGCAGCAUCAACACCUGGACAACGUGGUUGUUCUGACCGGGGGUAACCGCUCGGGAGCCGGGGAUCCUGGGGAAACCGCCGGCGCUUCAGAGGCGGCCCCAACCAAAGCCCCUACGCCAGACUCCUGCCGAGGCUACUUCGAUGUCAUGGGACAGUGGGACCCUCCGUUUAACUGCAGCUCCGGGGACUUCAUCUUCUGCUGCGGCACUUGUGGCUUUCGGUUUUGCUGCACAUUCAAGAAGAGGCGCCUGAACCAGAGCACCUGCACCAACUACGACACGCCACUCUGGCUUAACACUGGCAAGCCCCCGGCCCGCAAGGACGACCCCAUGCAUGACCCAACCAAGGACAAGACUAACCUUAUUGUCUACAUCAUUUGCGGGGUGGUGGCUAUCAUGGUGCUGGUGGGCAUUUUCACCAAGCUGGGGCUAGAGAAGGCUCAUCGGCCCCAGCGGGAGCACAUGUCCAGGGCUCUUGCUGAUGUUAUGAGACCACAGGGCCAUUGUACAACAGACCACAUGGAAAGAGAUCUUAACAUUGUUGUUCAUGUCCAGCACUAUGAAAACACAGAUACGCGAGCCCCUGUAAAUAAUUUACAUGCCACUCAACUGAACAAUGCUGUUCCAACCUCGCCUCUCCUCCCACAAAUGUCUCAUCCUCAUUCCUAUCCCAGUUUGGGGCAAAUCUCCAAUCCAUAUGAACAGCAGCCUCCUGGCAAGGAACUGAACAAGUAUGCCUCCUUAAAAGCUGUGGGAAGUUGUGAUGGUGACUGGGCAGUAGCAACACUUAAGUCACCCAAAGCUGAUAAGGUCAAUGAUGACUUCUACUCCAAACGACGGCAUCUGGCUGAGUUGGCAGCCAAGGGGAGCCUACCACUUCAUCCUGUGCGAGUAGAGGAAGAACCUCCGAGGGCUUUCAGUCCUGAGCAUGGCCCCGCCAAGCAGAAUGGACAAAAGUCCCGGGUCAACAAACUCCACACACACCCCUUGGCCUACAAUUCCACCACCAACUUCAAGACCUGGGACCCCAAUGAGCCGUCCCUCCGGCGUCAGGCCUAUGGCAACAAGGGCAAGCACGGCACAGCAGAGCCCACCUCUAGUGAGCCACUGGCAACGAGGAGCCAACACUUUAUGCCCUCACAGCCAUACUUCAUCACCAACAGCAAAACAGAGGUGACUGUCUGAGAUUGACACCAGAGGGAACAUCCUGGAGAGCACACUCAACUGAGAGAGGCAAAAAACAAAAUCUAAAAAACAGCUCCCUUCCCACCAUCCCCCACACCCUCACACAAAAUACUUACAAUCAGAACUGACAACCAAUAAUCGAUGACUUGGAAACUUGCUUCUCCUGGGUUACAACUGGCAAUGAACAGCUAAGGAAAAUCAAGACAGGGGUAUUUAGCAAUACAUCGAAAGAAAUUGAGUAACACCAUGUGGAUUUCAAAGCCUAGGCAGUGGCGAACUCACAAGCCCAACCCUUGUGUGACAUUUUUUUCCUUUUUUUAACUUGAAAUUGGAAUUCUUGAUGAGAAGUAGCACAAUCCAGACUCUCUAUCCAUGUAAACACAUUUGCUAUAAGUUGUCUGAUCCUACUUAUGAGAGCAAAAGAGGAAGAAAGCAUACACACACACGUGUACACACACACACACACACACACACACACACACACACACAGACAGACAAAGGGAGAGAGAGAGACAGACAGACAGACACAGACACAGACACAGAGUGAGAAAGCGACAGAGAGAAAGAGAGCACAGGAGCACUCUCAUGUGACACAUGAGAAAGAGGAGAAAUUAUAUGAAAAUGCAUUGAAUGCAUUGUUUUGGCCAGGAAUUUUAUAUCAAGGUUCUGAGUUCUUGGUCAAUCCUAAUUAACUGGUGAUCAGGACACAUGUACCUGUGACAAGCCCAGGGCAAAGGAACUCAGCCCCAGCCCUCACGCUUACUUACUUUCAUAUCAUCACUGUUGGAAGCAAAAAAUAAACAGACCCUGAACCCACAAAUUGCUAAUGAAAAGGAAAAGCAAAAGAGACAAUCUCCUGUGAUAUCCAUAAAAAAACUGUUGCAACUAAGUAAAGGGGUGAACUGUUGGGUGGGUGGGGGGUGGGGACAGUGGUUUAGAGAGUACUCAACCUUUUUUUUUAAAGAUCUCUAUAUAAAACCACAAAGAAAACCAUCUACCUUUUCCUUUCACAAUCUCCAAAAAGAGAAAGAUGCUGACACUUAAAAACAAAUAAAUAAAUAACAAACUAAUCAACUAAAGGACUGUUUUGUUGGAGGGGGCAAAGGGGAGUAGUUGCCACUCCACUCUGAGUUUGUGCCCCCAACCUUUAAAAAAGGCUGUCUUCUCCCAAGAACAGAAUCGAGUCUCACUUAACUGUCUGUUUCUGACUUCCCUUCACCUUAAGCGUGCUGCUGAACUUCAAUUGCUUUGGACUGAAAAUGACUUAAGCGUGGGUGGUGCCUUCAAUGUGUCACUGGUGUUCAAUGACAGUCUUGUUUUCUAAGUGCAACCUGUGUUCCUUUAGGCUUAUUUCCUUCUUUUUUACGCAAGUAGUAGAAGUUGUUUUAAUACUUCCUUUUGUUGACAAUUCCCAUUCUAUCCCUUUUCCCUUUCUCCCCACCCCAUCCACUAAGUGGCUGCAAUGAUAGGGGGUAUGUAGGUGAGAAGACACGUUCCCUACCCAACAACCUUUAAGACUUAUGUGUUGUUAUUUAUUCUCUUCCCAGAGUUCUUCUGGACCACACUUUGCUCAAUGGCAACUCCCAACUUGUUCAUUAAAAUUGGUUUUCAAGCCUAAAAACACCUCUUUAGACUAAUGGUAUUUUAGAAGAAAAGACACAUGGAUCUGUUAUGUUGUUUUACUUGGCCCCUUGUAUUAAUGGGGGGGGGGGGAAUGAGAGAGAGAGAGAGAGAGAGAGAGAGAGAGAGAGAGAGUGAGAGAGAGAGAGAGAGAGAGAGAGAGCACAAAGGGAAAAAGGAAAGAUUGAGAGGUGGUUUCCAAC
Sarcophilus harrisii (Tasmanian devil) is the source of this 3140-nucleotide messenger RNA. It is a transcript of the gene SHISA9, whose product is annotated as shisa family member 9. The coding region runs from base 16 to 1317 and encodes 433 amino acids. NCBI's taxonomy places the organism in Eukaryota, Metazoa, Chordata, Mammalia, Dasyuromorphia, Dasyuridae. Gene Ontology annotation, cellular component: postsynaptic membrane; AMPA glutamate receptor complex; postsynaptic density. The record is from RefSeq and is a predicted model, not a curated record. The transcript has 5 exons. Gene Ontology annotation, biological process: regulation of short-term neuronal synaptic plasticity; regulation of AMPA receptor activity.